UUUAAAUGUCUAUUUUAUGAUUAAAAUUAUCUUUAAUUAGAUUUUAAACAAUUAUAUUAACAAUCGUUUCAAUGAGUUAUUUAUUAAGAUCCACGAAGAGAUCCAUUUGUUUGUCAUCACUGGUCCGGCGAACCAACGGUCAACUCAUUUGUUCCCAAAGCCUUCGCUGGUCUUAUUGUCCGCAAUGUCUUCACAACUCAAAUAUCCGUUGUUAUGCCUCACAAUCGCCGCAACAAAAGGGUUUCAUUGGGAAACUCAUUGAUAACAUUAAACAAGAGAUGUCGAAGAAUAAGGAAAUGAAAGAGAGUCUCAAGAAGUUUAGAGAAGAGGCGCAGAAACUGGAAGACUCGGAAGCGCUUCAGAAAGCGAGACAUAAAUAUCAAUCGAUUGAAUCGGAAACCGCCAAAAGUGGUCAGCAAUUCAAAGAGCAUUUGGAAUCAAUUAAAGAUAAGAUAUCGAAAGGUAUAGAAGACGCACAGAAGACAGAGAUCGGCAAAAAAGGGAUCGAAAUGACGGAUGAGUUGCAGAAACAGGCGAAGAGUGCGGCCGAGGCUUUCACCAAACAGACGGAACAACUCAGUCAAAGCGAUGCCUUCAAAACGGUUUCACAGACAGUGAAAGCUGUGGGCGAAGAGAUCGGAGAGACUGGAAGAGUGUAUAAAAGACCGGAAAAAUUGCGCAAAAGAAAAGAGGAAUCGGAGGAUAUGUUUGCCCACCAGAAGCCCAUCGAACCAAAUGAGUUGGUUUUCAAAUGCAUUUACAUUUCAUGA
Medioppia subpectinata is the source of this 770-nucleotide messenger RNA. Lineage: Eukaryota; Metazoa; Arthropoda; Arachnida; Sarcoptiformes; Oppiidae. The record is from the annotation of a GenBank genome assembly.